AUGUUGUCGACGUUGGUCGAGCAGUACUCGUGCAGCUUCACAUGGUGGCUGGCCCGUUCCUCUGCAGCGGCGUCGUCAUCAUUGGCGUCAUCGGCCAUCGGCAUCGGGAGUUGCCCCCGGGGCGGUCAGGGCGCGUCAGACGAAGAAGGGAAUCGACAUGCCGCCGUUGACAUCGAGCAGGAAGAUAGUGUUCCAAAAAUAGAGCAAGCAGAUGAUCACUGCUACGUCCACAGAACACAACACUCCCAGCUUAUAUGCCUUCUUGAACAGCCCGUUCUUCCGCUGCAUGCCAUGGGCAAUUUCGAUGCGCCAGCCAAGAACAUGCAACAGACAGACAGCGCAGCACAGCACACAGAGUGGUUACCGACAGCCGACAGCCGACAGCGAAGGAGAUAUAAAAAAUCAAUAGGCGUUAGCCUCCGUCGAAAUAAUUAUAGCGAGCGCACAGCAGCACAGCAGCGCCACUCACACCCGCGAGAGAAAAUAGAGUCAGCAUGGCGAACUGAAUUGCGCGAGAAAAUAGCACGGGGGAUAGAGAAACGGGACAAUGGAAAUAGGCUAGCGGAUAGAGAGGGACAAGGAGAUGCACGCACCGUUAUUGGGGUGUGUCUCGAUCUUGCAGUGACCCAUGGCGCGAGUCUUUGGACGUGGACAACGUAA
This is a messenger RNA of Fomitiporia mediterranea MF3/22, 660 nucleotides long. RefSeq lists its product as uncharacterized. Lineage: Eukaryota; Fungi; Basidiomycota; Agaricomycetes; Hymenochaetales; Hymenochaetaceae. The transcript is spliced from 3 exons. The coding region runs from base 1 to 660 and encodes 219 amino acids. The record is from RefSeq and is a predicted model, not a curated record.